Molecule: messenger RNA, 1696 nt
Organism: Punica granatum (pomegranate)
Lineage: Eukaryota; Viridiplantae; Streptophyta; Magnoliopsida; Myrtales; Lythraceae
Source: RefSeq, a predicted model, not a curated record
GAGAAAGGCAGACAAAGUUAGGCAGAGACAGAGAGGAGAGGAGAGGAGAGGAGAGGAGAGGAGAGGGAGACAACUUCCUUUAGUUUAACGGGCUUCACUUGUCUUUAAUCGAAAGUUUCCUAUUUUUAACACCCCUUCCCCAAUCGGGUCCUCAGCCAUCCCCAACCAUAGCAGUAGCAGUCCUUCCUGGCUCUGUUCCCCUUCGAUUUUCUCGAUUUUUCUGUUGGAGGGCUGAGCUGAACAGUCUUGCUUGAUGGGUUCUUGCUGGAGCUCUCGAAUCAAAGCUGAGAGCCCUCUUCACCGAGGGGCGAGCUCGAGCAGUUCCAGGAAAGACGGGAACAACUCAGGAGACUUCAGCAGCAGGGUGUCCUCGAUGCCCCAGACUCCUCGAACUGAGGGUGAGAUUUUGCAGUCCUCCAAUAUAAAAAGCUUCACCUUUAACGAGCUCAAGACCGCGACCAGAAACUUCCGACCCGAUAGUGUGCUGGGUGAGGGCGGCUUUGGGUGCGUGUUCAAAGGGUGGAUCGACGAACAGACUUAUACUCCCGCGAAACCAGGAACCGGGUUAGUCAUUGCAGUCAAGAGGCUUAACACGGAAGGAUUUCAAGGUCACAAGGAGUGGUUGGCGGAGAUAAAUUACCUGGGGCAGCUCUACCACCCCAAUCUCGUGAAGUUGAUUGGUUAUUGCCUAGAGGAUGAGCACCGGCUUCUGGUAUAUGAGUUCAUGCCUCGAGGAAGCCUAGAGAACCAUCUCUUUAGGAGGAGCUCCUAUUAUCAGCCAGUUCCAUGGAAGAUCCGUUUAAAGGUCGCCCUUGGCUCUGCGAAGGGCCUCGCAUUCCUCCACAGUGACAAAGCGAAAGUGAUAUAUCGGGACUUUAAGACUUCUAAUAUCCUACUGGAUUCGAAUUAUGAUGCGAAGCUCUCCGACUUUGGGUUGGCCAAGGAUGGGCCUGCAGCAGGUAAAAGCCACGUCUCAACAAGAGUCAUGGGCACUUACGGAUAUGCCGCUCCGGAGUAUAUGGCCACAGGUCAUUUGACAGAAAAGAGUGACGUGUAUAGCUUCGGGGUCGUACUUCUCGAGAUGCUCUGUGGCAGAAGGGUAUUGGACAAGAACCGGCCUUCCGGAGAGCAUAACCUAAUCGAGUGGGCCAAGCCUUUCCUCUCAAGCAAGCGCAAGAUCUUCCAUGUGAUGGACACCCGGAUCCAGGGCCAGUACUCCCUCAACGGUGCCCUGAAGGCUGCCAGUAUUGCCAUCAAGUGCCUCUCGCCUGAGCCGAAAUCCCGUCCCCACAUGAACGAUGUCGUGAGAGCACUGGAACAACUCAAGGAGUCCGAAGAGUUGGUUGUAGCAAUCGAGUCCCAACAGAAAAUGGGCCGAGACCUUAGUGCAGACCCCAAGUACCGUAGGAGAAGUGCGAACGAUAUUUAUAAUGGGAAAUCUUCGGCUUCCUAUCCUAGGCCGUCCUAUGCCCCUGCAGUUCGCACUUGAUUAAUUAGGUGAAUCUCAACCGGUGUUUUUGUAAGACACAACCAGAUGUUCUGCAUCGAUGGGCAUCCAUCCAUCAGAUCGGUUGAUUAUUUGUACAUAUGACAAUAUUAUUUAUGAGCUUCUGAGUCAAUAUAAUGUAACUUCAUAGAUUGUGAAAAUUGAAAAAUAUGCAGAGCCUAAUGAAAAUACGAUAUCGGCCUUCUCUUC